UCUGGCCAACGGUAGCUCAGCCAACACUAAAACGCAGCAAGUUUUAGUUUUGCUUUGAAUAACGCCCUCUUCACGUUUGAUUAAGUGUGGAAUAAAGAAUUAAGGGAUCGCCGGUGAGAUAUUUGUCAGAAGAAGGGGUAUUGCAAGUGGAUCGACAUUCGUUGCAUUCUGUUGGCGUGGUCUAGCGUCGUGGGCGUCCAGGAAGGAGGCCUUCUACUGGAGUGCAACUGGAGCCUAAGCCCAAAUCCUGGAGUCUUGAGUCUUUCAAGGAGAAGCAACCUCCGACAGUGUGAAAUGCCUCCAAAUCUAAGGAUCUUGAUACCUCAUAGUGAAAAUCCAAACUUCAAGGAUGAGAAACAAAGACUUGGGUCAUAUAGAGGCUACCCCUCAAAUACUGUUGAUGUUCGACAGUUGGCUAAGGCAGGAUUCUGGUUUACCAAGAAUGAAGAUGUUGUAUGCUGUGCCUUCUGUGAUGUUGAAGUGGGACGCUGGGAGAAAGAAGAUAAUCCUUUUGAAGAACACAAAAAAUGGUCGAAAAAAUGUCCCUUCUUAAGCCAUCCCUCUGAUGUAGGAAAUGUUGCUAUUGACCCUUCUGGUCCACCGCCACCACUUCCUUUGUUAGAAUCUUGUGCCUUUGAUUCAUGUGGAAUUUAUGAGAAUAGGAAGUCAGAUAACUGUCCUAUUGUACCAUCCCUUGAAAAAUUAGGAAUCCGCAGGAGAUACAGCCCUGCUUACCCUGAAUACAUCACACUAGAAGCCCGAUUAGAAUCCUUUGACAAGUGGCCUGGUUCAUUAAAACCGAAGCCUCAGAAACUUGCUGAUGCUGGCUUCUUUUAUAAAGGACUAGGAGACAAGACAUUUUGUUUCCAAUGUGGGGGAGGACUGAAAGACUGGGCUUCCACUGAUGAGCCAUGGAGAGAGCACGCUUUGUAUUUUUCCACAUGUGGCUAUGUAGUACAAACCAAGGGCAGAGAAUUCAUCCAAGAAGUCUUAGGGAAAAGGCCCGCAACACUUACUCCUGAGGAAAUUAAAUCUCUGGCUCUAUCUAAGGAACAAAGUGUUUCAAAUGAACCCUAGUUCCACAAUGCCCCCAGUCGGCAGGUCAUAUACAGCACCACUUGUGAAUAAGUGCAUAUUCUGUUUUAACCUAAGGAUAGAAGUGUUAUUUUAUUUUGCUAUUUUUUUACCAUUUGACAUGUUUUAAGUUACCAAUGUGAUGGAAUCAGCCAAAAAUUAGAGGAUAGUUUUGUUAGUAAUUCUGUUACGUUAAUUUUAACUGUGUUCCAUUUUUAAAGUAACUAAAGAUGUUUCUUUCACAAGCUUAA
This is a messenger RNA of Thrips palmi, 1325 nucleotides long. RefSeq names its product death-associated inhibitor of apoptosis 1-like. Bases 295 to 1077 code for a protein of 260 amino acids. The record is from RefSeq and is a predicted model, not a curated record. NCBI's taxonomy places the organism in Eukaryota, Metazoa, Arthropoda, Insecta, Thysanoptera, Thripidae. The transcript is spliced from 4 exons. Gene Ontology annotation, biological process: regulation of cell cycle. Gene Ontology annotation, cellular component: nucleus; cytoplasm; spindle microtubule.